AUGGCUGGAUUUCUGACUUUGUUUCAGAGUUGGAUAUACGAGCAUUUCCCUAGCAUGGGAAGGAGGCAGUUGGUGUCUUCUUAUGAUGACACCACACCACGUGCGGCUAGGUGGCAGAGCCCUCGGCAGAGUUCGACUCUUGUAGAGAUUCGAUCACAGUUGGAUGGCCUGAGAUAUAGUGGAGUUGAGAUUCCACGACCACCCACUGUCGUUGCAGAUGCAGAUGUAGUCAUUGUUGAUUAUGCGUGGUUGCACUUCAUGAAUCACGUUAUUAUCAAUGUGAGACAUGCAUCAUACCCUUCUGAAUGCGUCGAUGGAUACAUACAGUGGUUUAGGAGAGUUUCACAUCCCUAUAUUAUUCCUGCUCCACUUGAUGCGAGACCGGCUCUUGCGCCUACACAACGCCCCAAUGUUCCACAGGAGGCACGACCCCAUUGUAGAUCCUCUCCACCUUCACCAUCUGGCGUCGUGGCUAGAUUUAGGCGAAUGGCGAGAAUGUUAAUAUCGUUGAUAUCCUGUCGUCAUGUGAUCGAGGGUACUGUUGAACAUCAGGUGUCGGUGGACCUGCUUCAGAUUGCUAGACGAAUAUUUUCCGACUAG
Messenger RNA from Vigna umbellata (rice bean), 600 nucleotides. The record is from RefSeq and is a predicted model, not a curated record. Lineage: Eukaryota; Viridiplantae; Streptophyta; Magnoliopsida; Fabales; Fabaceae.